Molecule: messenger RNA, 705 nt
Organism: Guillardia theta CCMP2712
Lineage: Eukaryota; Cryptophyceae; Pyrenomonadales; Geminigeraceae
Exons: 8
Coding region: 37-594 (185 amino acids)
Molecular function (GO): GTP binding; GTPase activity
Source: RefSeq, a predicted model, not a curated record
AAGUUAUCUCAGAUCAUCCUCUUCAAUAAGUGUGACAUGCUGGAGGAUGACGAUGCCAACCUCAACGCACAGGAGCGGAAUCAGCUGGUGAGUGCGGAGACUCUCAAGGUCUACCAAAGGCUCGGCUAUCCAGUCAUCAUGACGUCGACUAGGACCGGACAAGGGCUCGAGGAGCUCAAGUCACUGUUGCACAACAAGACGAGCAUCCUGGUCGGUCAGUCGGGAGUCGGCAAGUCUUCGCUCCUCAACGCUCUGCUUCCUCAAGCCAAUGCAAGAGUCGGUGCUCUCUCGGAGUGGUCGGGGCUGGGAGCUCACACGACGUCUCAUGCUGAGCUUCACUUUCUUCCUUCUGGUGGAAAUCUCAUCGACUGUGCUGGGUUCCGAGACUUUGCUACUUGGCACCUGACGCUGGAGGAGGUGCAGCAAGGCUUCAGGGAGAUCUCUCAAGCUGCUCUCGACUGCAAGUUCAGAGAUUGCUCGCACAUUUCGGAGCCAGCAGAAGUCUGCGGGGUCAAGCGAGCACUGGAGGAAGGAAAGAUUGAGACCAGCCGUAUGAUGAACUUUCGCUACAUUAUGAACGAGGUCACAGCGUGAUCGGCGCUUCGCAAUAUGACGAAGCGUGAAAGCCGGGCGGCUAAACUGCCAAGGCUAAACCGUACUUUGAAGAUCUUUACUCAAAGUUAAGUUAAAAAUCAGUACGCAGCG